This is a messenger RNA of Talaromyces proteolyticus, 786 nucleotides long. RefSeq lists its product as uncharacterized. The record is from RefSeq and is a predicted model, not a curated record. The transcript has 4 exons. Lineage: Eukaryota; Fungi; Ascomycota; Eurotiomycetes; Eurotiales; Trichocomaceae. The coding region runs from base 1 to 786 and encodes 261 amino acids.
AUGCCUGACUUCAAAGGCGUUGACCUGUCUGGAAAAACUGCAUUGGUCACUGGCUCGUCCAGAGGCAUUGGAUCCGGAAUAGCCCUCCUGCUCGGAAAGCGAGGUGCGAAUGUCGUAGUCAACUACGUGUCGGAUGGAAGCAAGGAGAGAGCAGCCAAAGUUGCCGCCGAGAUCGAACAGGCUGGCUCCAGGGCAGCUAUCUGUCAAGCGGAUGUAAGCAAGAUGGAAGACAUUCCGAAGCUAGUGGAGGCGACUCUGUCCUUGUCUUCCAACAGGAAGAUUGAUAUUUUGGUUCACAACGCCGCACAAGGAUUAGAUGCAGACUUGAAAAAUACCACCCUGCAUUUUUAUAAUAUUCACUUUGAUUGUAACGUCCGCGGACCACUCUUCCUCACGCAGGCCUUUCUACCUCAUCUAGCAAGAGGCGGUAGGAUUGUUUUCGUCUCUUCUGCUGGCGCGCGCAUGGGUGUGCCGCAGCAAACUGUAUACGCGGCUACCAAGGCAGCCAAUGAAUCCUUCGCUCGUGUCUGGGCCAAGGAGCUUGGUCAGGAAUAUGGCGUCACUAUCAACUGCAUUAAUCCCGGCCCAAUAGCUACUGAUCAAUGGUUCCAGAGUGAUGAAAAGUUCCUGCAAGAAAUGCAGCCGUUGAUUGAGUCGACACCAGCCGCUGCUCGGGUUGGCGAGGUCGAUGAUGUCGCGCCUCUGGUAGCAUUUCUUUGUUCAGAAGACGCUAGGUGGACUACAGGCUCGGUUUUGUCUGCUAGUGGUGGCUUGUGUCUCUAUUGA